AUGAAGUCAGAACAAAUAGAGAGAAGAAACUCUGAAAACUUCACUCCACAAGAAUUAUUCUCAAAAGAGCAUGAAAAAUUAAGGGAAAAGGGAGAGGAGUGGAUGAAAAAAACGGCCGAGUCUUGCAUGCUAAUUUCAACUGUCAUUGCUACUGGAGUUUUCACUGCUGCAACUAGUUUACCAGGAGGAACAAACGAUGACACCGGAAAACCAAAUUAUUUAUCUAAAACAUCUUUUUUGGUGUUUGCAAUAUCAGAUGCAUUGACACUUGUCUCAUCUUCAACAGCAAUAUUGAUCUUCUUGUCUAUUCUUGUCUCACGUUAUAGAGAGUAUGAUUUUUAUAAAUCAUUGCCUCUAAAGCUAGUAUUUGGAUUGAUCACAUUGUUCAUCUCCAUCACAAGCAUGAUGGUAGCUUUUAGCAGUGCCUUCUUCAUUAUAUACUAUCAUGGUUUAAAGUGGGUACCUAGUUCCAUUGCAAUACUUUCUUCCCUACCAAUUCUUUUGUACAUAUUUUUGCAUUUUUCACUUUUUUCAGAUAUUAUACAUUCAAGCCUCUAUUGGAGGAAGCUAUCAACGGCCGGUAAAAACAUGAUUUAUGUACUCGAGGAGUAGAGUAUCAUUAUUGUCUGGAAAAUGCUUAGUGUUAC
This is a messenger RNA of Vicia villosa (hairy vetch), 647 nucleotides long. RefSeq lists its product as uncharacterized. Bases 1 to 612 code for a protein of 203 amino acids. The record is from RefSeq and is a predicted model, not a curated record. NCBI's taxonomy places the organism in Eukaryota, Viridiplantae, Streptophyta, Magnoliopsida, Fabales, Fabaceae. The transcript has a single exon.